Molecule: messenger RNA, 684 nt
Organism: Egretta garzetta (little egret)
Lineage: Eukaryota; Metazoa; Chordata; Aves; Pelecaniformes; Ardeidae
Gene: CLRN3
Product: clarin 3
Exons: 3
Coding region: 1-684 (227 amino acids)
Source: RefSeq, a predicted model, not a curated record
AUGCCGUCCCGAAAAAAAACAGCCAUGUUUGCGGCCGCUUUUUUCACCUGUGUUGUCUCCUUCGUCAUGAUUUGUGUUGCUCUGGCGACCCAGCACUGGAUGAGUAGUGAGGUUCACUUUUCCGGCACAAACUCCACCAUUACAGUAAGCCUCACCUACGGACUUUUUAGAGGUACCUGCGAACAGUUCGUCCAUGCGGGACUUCAGUUUUCUGAAAAGACUUUCCAAGUUGCAGAUAACCUGGGAAACAGCAAGGCGAAAAGCAUGAUCACUGCAAUUAUCGUGAUCCUGGUUCUCAGUUUACUGAGUUCCCUUCUGAGUUCUGGAUUUACCUGCACUAACGCUGUCAGCAAUCCCUACCAGACGUUUCUGGGACCCACUGGAGUCUAUACCUGGAAUUCCUUAUGCGGAAUCUUCAUACUUACAGCCAUGAUACUUUUUCCUGUGAACAUAGAAGAAAACAGCCUGUCUGUACUAUUGGCCCAGGGGUGUUUUUCUGUUCGGGAGACACAUAUCAAAUCUGCGCACACUUACGGAUAUUCAUAUUGGAUCAUGCUGCUCACCAUUUUUCUGAACAUUGCCUCUAUCAUCAUCAUCUAUUUCUACGACCAUGCAAGAUAUUCUAAGAAGAAAGAACAGGAAAGACCCAUUGAAAAUGCACCCAAAGAUGUCAUUCUGUUUUAA